Stomoxys calcitrans (stable fly) is the source of this 1207-nucleotide messenger RNA. Its product is annotated as protein obstructor-E. Gene Ontology annotation, molecular function: chitin binding. Lineage: Eukaryota; Metazoa; Arthropoda; Insecta; Diptera; Muscidae. Bases 68 to 961 code for a protein of 297 amino acids. The record is from RefSeq and is a predicted model, not a curated record. Gene Ontology annotation, cellular component: extracellular region. The transcript is spliced from 6 exons.
AAAACGUUAACGGAUUAAUUGUGAAUCGUUGGAAAGUGUAUAAGGAAAAGAACAAAAAUAUAAAAAUAUGGCUUUUAUAAAAUUGUGCAUAUUCGCCAUGGUCAUAGGUUGCACCUUAGCCCAGCGUCCUGGUUUCAAAAUCGGUGCCGGCCAUCCAAAAUCGCAACGCCAUUUACCCAAGCGACCCACAGAUCCUCCACCAAGCAAAGAAGAAUAUGUACCCACCGAACAGUGUCCCCAGUCAGAUGGUUUCUUUCCCGAUGGCGAGCAAUGUGACAAAUAUUAUGCUUGUUCUGAUGGCGUAGCAACGGAGCGUUUAUGCGCCGACGGCAUGGUGUUCAACGACUACAGCCCCCUUGAAGAGAAAUGUGAUUUGCCCUACAACAUUGAUUGUACCAAGCGUUCCAAAUUGCAAACCCCUCAACCCUCCCAACAUUGUCCCCGCAAAAACGGCUACUUCGGCCACGAGAAGCCAGGCAUAUGUGAUAAAUUUUAUUAUUGCGUCGAUGGUCAAUUCAAUAUGAUCACCUGCCCCGCUGGUUUGGUAUUCAAUCCCAAAACUGGCAUUUGCACCUGGCCCGAUGAGGUGGGCGUAAGUGGCUGCAAGUCUGAGGAUAUUUUUGAAUUCGAAUGCCCUGCCGUAAAUGAGACUAUCGCUGUGACACAUCCCCGUUAUGCUGAUCCUGAUGAUUGUCAAUUCUUCUAUGUAUGUGUUAACGGAGAUACACCACGUCGCAAUGGUUGCAAAUUGGGACAGGUAUUCGAUGAUGCCAAGAAACAUUGUGAAUGGUCACGCUUGGUGCCCGAAUGUGCCGAUUGGUACAAGGACCGUUUGACUGAUGCUGAAUUGGAAGAAUUGGAAAAUCCCAAACCCAAAAAGGAAAAGAAACCCCAACGUACCCGUGGCCAAUCAAGGCGUAAACCUGCCCGCCAAGAAGAGCAAGAGGAGGAUGAUGAAUAAGAGCUUGACACAUUGUAGCUUUUAACAAACAAAAACUCUUAGCUUUAAGAUUUGCUAAUAAAAAAAAGAGAAUAAUAUUUUAAAAAUCUAAGCAACAAAAAAGAAAAAGAGAAAAAAAUAAAAUGAUUGAAAAUCGGAUUAAAAAAACCAAAAUAAAGGAAAAAUAAACUGAAAAUUAAACGAUUUAAGAUAUCAAUCAAUUACUUACCCAUUACCGAACGAAGUAAAUUGUUCCUAAAGCUUUAA